Molecule: messenger RNA, 885 nt
Organism: Dioszegia hungarica
Lineage: Eukaryota; Fungi; Basidiomycota; Tremellomycetes; Tremellales; Bulleribasidiaceae
Product: histidine phosphatase superfamily
Exons: 4
Coding region: 1-885 (294 amino acids)
Biological process (GO): fructose 1,6-bisphosphate metabolic process; fructose 2,6-bisphosphate metabolic process; negative regulation of glycolytic process
Cellular component (GO): cytosol
Molecular function (GO): fructose-2,6-bisphosphate 2-phosphatase activity
Source: RefSeq, a predicted model, not a curated record
AUGCUGCUUUACCUUGUCAGACAUGGCGAGACCGCCCUCAACGCUCAAGGGGUGUAUCAAGGCCACCUCCCGACUCCCUUGAAUGAGGCAGGCCGCAAGCAGGCCGAGCGGCUCGGGGAUCAUCUCCGAUCCGUCCCGUUCAAGGAGUGUUGGACCAGCCAUCUCCCGCGCGCUGCCGAGACCGCCAGGCUCGUCCUCGGCCCACACCACCCAAAGACGUCCAUCCAGCUCGAACCGCUCCUCACUGAUCGAGCGAUGGGCGCAUUGGAGGGCAAGCCUUGGGUCGCUGAUCCCGCGGCCGAGGGCGCAGCAUUCGGCGUCGAGUCGGACGAGGCCCUGGCCGCUCGCCUGCACAAGUUUCUCUCGAAUCAGAUCCAGACGCACACUCCGCUCUCCUCCCCGCUGACUUCGCCUCGUACCCCCUCGACCCCUUCGGAACAAGGAUCAGGGUGUGUCCUGGUGGUGACGCACGAAGCGUGCCUCUUGGCAUUGUUGCAGAUACUGACUGAUUCGGGCGCUACCGAGUACUUUCCCGGUACUGCCGUCGCUGAGCCUGCUGAGCUGUACAUGGGCAUCAAGGCUGACGAGAUGACUGAUGAGCCUGCUGAGUUGAUCGUCGAGAUCAAGCAGCCAGCCGCCUCCCCGAUCUCCCCAACAGCCGGAAACGGGAGCAAGACAUCAACGCUGCCCGUCAUCGUCGACACGCACAUCCCAGCCGACGUGGACGUCGGACUGCAAUGCGCCAAUACUGCCCUUUGUGUCGUCCGCGUGUGGUGGGAGGAGGGAGAGGGAGGCAAGGGCGAAGAUGGAGGCUACCUGGAGUGCGGGCUCGAAGCGAAGGGGAGGGUCGAGGUGUGGGGCGAUAUCGCGCACCUUGAUACGUGA